Molecule: messenger RNA, 5499 nt
Organism: Stegostoma tigrinum
Lineage: Eukaryota; Metazoa; Chordata; Chondrichthyes; Orectolobiformes; Stegostomatidae
Gene: ninl
Product: ninein-like
Exons: 25
Coding region: 297-4703 (1468 amino acids)
Biological process (GO): microtubule anchoring at centrosome
Cellular component (GO): centrosome
Molecular function (GO): calcium ion binding
Source: RefSeq, a predicted model, not a curated record
UGGCAAAGCCUGCCCAGUUUCCUGUAUUGGAAGCGAGGUUAGUUUAUACUUGCUGGAGUUCAGAGGUGAGAACCUCGGUCUGAUUGAAUGGUGAAGGGUAACACUCGUCCGCUAAAUUGUCACAAAGCGGCGGAGUAUCACUGUGAUACCGACCUGGCUGAGUAACGAACUAGAUACAAUGGAGCCAUGAAGAUCACUGGUUCGUAUUCAGUGAGGCACGAUAGAGGGGGUUGGGAAGAAGAUAAAGGGAAGUGAGAGCAAGGGGCUGGAAAAAAAGCGCUGGAUGGUGCUAUGGGAUGGAUGAAGCAGAGCAGAAUAAAUACGUGUUACAGCUUAAGGAUGUGUUUGACAGCUGUGACACUACAGGGACUGGAUACCUGGACAGAGAGGAACUGAGUGACCUGUGCCAAAAGCUCCACCUGGAAGCUCAGAUCCCUCUUCUACUGCAGACACUUUUGGGGGACAACUAUCACGGCCGGGUAAAUUUUGAGGAGUUUAAAGAAGGAUUUGUUGCUGUGUUAUCUACCAGUAUUGACCUGGGCAAUUCAGAAGAUGAGAGCAGUUAUUUAGAACUAGCUACCCCAGAGCAGGUUGAGCCAAAGUACAUCAGGGGAGCCAAACGAUAUGGCCGCCGAUCUAUACCCGAAUUUCUGAAUUCCGAAGUGGAAAUGACAGACGAUUUGGAGGAGUCACUUUGCUUUAGGGCAACAAAGGAUGAUCUGUUCACACAAAGCACCAGCAGAAAUACUUUGAGACAUUCAUCAUCUCUUGAGAGUAUAGAGAGCAUCAAGACUGAUGAAGAGCUUGAGCGUGAUAAAGAAACUUUGCACGAAAUCUUUGAAGCACAAGGUCAGUUGAGCAGAUGGAAUCCUCGUGGCUUUGACAGUCCCAGGAGGUCCUCCACUCCUUACCCUGGAGCUACAGAAAACUACGUUCAAGCCAUCUGGGAUGAGCUGGGAGUAGGGAAGAAUGGCUACCUCAACAAGGAGGAAUUGGAAACAGUCUGCAAUAAUAUUGGCCUAAUCGACCUCAAAGACAAAGAAGUUGAUGAUCUGUUCAGAAAGCUGGAUAAAGAUGUUGAUGGAAAAGUGAGCUGCAAUGAGUUUCUUCUUGGCUUAUUUUGGCAUGGAUCUGCUGCUUCAAUCCCUUCCACACCCUGCAAGCAGAAAUAUCAUCUCCAUCAGAACUUUAAGGAGAACAGAUGCAGAACAGCUACUCCAUCCUUGAUGUCCAGCACUGUUGGUUUGCAGUUGUUUUCUGGUCUUGAUGAUGGCACUGGUCAUGCAACACCAGAACAAAUAAUCAGCAUGUGGCAAGAAGGAGGAAUUAAAAACAGUCAGCAGAUAUUGGAGACAUUAGAUUUUGAUGUGGAACAGAAGGUGAAUCUUGCAGAGCUGACCAAAGCACUCAACAAUGAAUUAUUGACCAGCAAAAAUGGAAUUCAUCAGGCUGCAUUCGCCUGUUACAGAAAUGAAAUAAACUGCCUUCAAAGUCAAAUUCAGCAGCUGUACAAGGAGGGAGAAAAAGCCAAAGCAGACAUGGAUAGAGCAGAGAAGUGCAACGUGGAGCUAGCCAAGGAAAUUGAUGACCGGCAUACCACAAUGGAAUUGCUCAAUGAGACCAAAAUCAAAUAUUUGGAUCAAGGAUACAAGGAAAAGAUAGCAGCAGUUAAAUUAGAGAUGGGCAAGGAACAGGAACUGAUUGUACAGCAGGUGAACACACAGCGAGCUGAACUCGAACACGAGUUACAUUCCCUCCGAUCUGAGGAGGUCCAUUUCCAAGAAAAGCUGAAACUAGCAAUGAAGGAGAAUAGUCGAUUACAGAAGGAACUGGUAGAAACAGUGGAAAAAUUGACUGCAUCCGAGAAAUUGAUUUCCAAAUUACAGAAGGACCUUGACUACGUGCUAAAGGAAAAAUUUGGAGCAUGGGAUCAUCUGAAUGUGGAGAUCAUUGGCCAUGAGCAGAGGUUCACGGAGAUUAUAAUGGAAUAUGAACAGCAGUGCAGGGAGUUACGUGACCAAAAUGAUGAGCUUCGGUCUGAAGUGGAGCUGCUCCAAUCACAGCUGCACCACAGGAAAUGUAGCACUGCGGGUAAUAAGAGGGACAAGAAGACCAUUUGUAUAAGCACUGAUGGCUGGGUCACCAGGUGCCAGCCUGCUUCUGAUAAGGUUUCCCUAGAAAGUGAAUGUGACAACAUGAGCAUCCAAACAGAGAUGGCAAUGGAGCAACUUCGAAGGCAGCAUCAACAGGAAGUGCAAGACCUUAAAAUCCAAUUGGAAACAAAGGUAAAUUAUUAUGAGAGAGAAAUUGAACUGAUGAAGACGAAUUUUGAGAAAGAGAGGAAGUACGUAGAACAAAGCUUUAAGAUUGAGAUCAGUGAACUGGAGGAUCAGCAAGUGACCAGGGAACAGGAGAUGGAGAGGCUUCAGGGUGUAGUGCAUGAGUUGCGUGUUCAACAGCAAGAUGCAGAAGUCAAGCAGCAGGAGGCAAUCGCUGAAAUGCUGAGACAACAUGAAACAGCCAAGCUAAACCUGCAAGAAGACCUGAGGAAAGAACAGGAGGAAAAGUACAAAAUGGAAGAGCUUAAGAAGGACGCAGAGUUGACUAAAAUGUUUGAGGCACAGUCUAAAUCAAAAUUGGUGUUACAAAUGCAGGAACUGGAAAAGAGGUUCAAAUGGGAGAAGACAGCCCAACAGCAGGCCUUUGCCAAGGAGGGGUCAGAAUUAGAGCUGCGGCUGUCGAAGGAGAAGCUUGAAAUAGAGAAGGAAUUGAAACUCCAACAUCAGAAGGAGUUGCAGCAACUAAGGAAGGCAACACAAGAUGAAUGUAACCUGAGGCUGUCACUUUUGGAAGCUGACCAUGUUGCUUUAACACAAAAGUAUCAGUCUGAGAAAACACAGCUGAUCCAAAGAUACGAGCUGAAAAUUGAGGAGCUGAAAAUAAAACAGAGUCAAGAGAGAAGUCAGUGGGAGUCUCAUGUUCAGACAACUUGCAAUGAGGCCAGGAAAGAAAAGCUAAACCUGCAGGAAAAGAUGCAAGAGGAACAGGCUGAGAUCUGCAAAACAUUUGCAAUAGAGAGGGAAGAAAUGGAAACCAAGUACAAAGAGCAAAUACACAGUCUUAGUCGUGAGAUCGAGAGCUUAAAGAUUCAGGUAAAAGAGCUACGAAGUGUGAACGAUGUGGAAGAUCUAACCCGACAGGAUGUAAAACUCACUGCAGACAACUCUUGCCUUUACCAAAGGAUCUAUGUCCAACCUUCAACAAAUGAAGAAUUUUUUGCAUUGUUAAAGAACAAAGAAGAGGAGAUAUUGGGUUUAAAGCAGCAAAGAGAUGAGAUGGAAAUAAAGCUGAGUCAAGCGAUGGAUGAGUCAGAGAGAAAGGAGCAGGUGCUUCAAGAUGAGACUAAGAAUCUGCAGAGGUUGGUAAAUAAACUAGAGGCAGAGACUGAGACUGAGAAGAAGUACAGAUGUGAGUCUGAAAUGCUCUCUGAAGAAAACUCUUCCUUGAAAAGAAAAGUGGCAAAAUUUCAUCAGGUGUUCCAGGAUCUGGAAGGAGAAGUUAAUGAACAAAGGAAACAAGUGGAACACCUGAAAGACGAAAGAGAGUGCAGCCAGAGAGAAUUUGAAGAACUCCAGAAACGGAACAAACAGUAUGUGGCUGAAAUUGCCCAGCUCAAAUGCAAGAACCUGCAGCUCAGCAAUCAGAACUCACUAUUCUGUGCCAAGGUGGAUGCCAAUCAGCACAGCAUUCAGAUGCUCAAAGCAAGACUAGCUGAACUCUCCCAGCAGAAGGAAGAGGUGGUCACUGUUCACAAACAACUGCAGGAAACCUCCAGCAGAUUGGAGAAGGAGCAUUUCCAGCAGCAAUUUUUAUGGGAAAAGAAAAAACAGCUCAUGCAACAGGAACUACAGGCAACUAAGGAAAAGAUAAAGAACCUAGAAUUGGGUUUGGACCAAGUGCAUUCUGAGCAAGACCACAUGAAACUUGAACUUCAAGGAAAGCACCAAGAAAGUUUGUCGCUGACACAGGAGAUGGGAUCUCUUAAAACAUCAUUGCAAGAAGCAAAGGAUAAGAUCAGCCAAGUGCAAAUCCUGGAGACAGAAUUGGAAUGUAUGAAAAAAGAAUAUCAGAUUUUGCAAAACAAACAAGUAAAAUUGGAAGCUGACCUGGUGGAAUCGCAGAGACAGUUGUUGGAGGCCAAGACCCACUUGAUGCUCUCCCAAUCUCAACACCAACAUGAUGUGCAGCAAUUAAUGGAGCAAAUUGGCAAUGCGGUGCCCAAAGCUGUGUUGACAGAAUUACAGCUAAAGCUAUCAGAGGAAGAGCAGAAAGUGCAGCAUCUCCAAGAACAAAUCGAUGCCCAGACUAAGGAAGCAAACAGGUUGAUGUGUGGACAACAGGAGGAGUACAAAAGACUUCUAAAGCAAAUGGAGGAAAGAAUGGAGGAGGUUGAACAAAAGCUGAAAAAUGUACGAAUGAUGCUUCAAGAUAAAGUGAACCAACUCAAGGAACAGUAUGCAAAGAAUGCCAAGUCUGAUUCAAUAUUGAAGGAUCUGUACGUGGAGAAUGCCCAAUUGAUGAAAGCAUUGCAGAUCACAGAGCAGCGGCAGAAAGGUGCUGAGAGAAAGAAUGUCUUGCUGGAUGAGAAAAUCGCAGCUUUAAACAGAGUGUUAAGAAAAAUUGCUCCAGCCUCUUUCUCUUAACUAUGUCCAAGCACUACUACUAUCACCAUUUUAAGCUCAUCAACCAAGAAUGUUAAUACACUUUCUCUCUUGUAGUCAAGCCAUUUGUGAAUUACUGACAUUUUCUGUUUUUAUUUCUCAUUCCAAGUACCUGCAGUAUUUUGCUUUUGCAUGACCAUUUAUUUCUGGCACUUUUGCAAAGCAGAUAUUGUUCUUCAUCCCAAUAAAAUUACUUUGAUACUGAUCUGUCCAUGGGUAAUUAACUAAAAUCAAGUUCUCUUCUUUGAUAUUCUACUCAGUUUUUCUCCAUUAUGAAAUGCUUCAAAUCUUUGUAAAAUCCUGAUUUAGUGCUUAGUAGGAUAUAUGUUUUAUACGUUUACAAUGCAGAUUAUCAACUUUUCCAGUCAAUAAACUGUUUGCUCCUACCUUUGAAAGGGAUUUGAAUAAUUGGUAUGCAUUCUCCCUGAGAGGGUAAUGCAGCUAUGAUGGUAACAGCAACCUUGCAACAGACCCCACAAGGGUUUAUGUAUUGAUAAUGCAUCACCUUGAAUGAAUGAAUGAGAUAAUGAUGUUACAAAAUUUUUACAUUUAUUGUUUUUUUCUUGUUCCAUUACAUUUACUUUUUUCCCUAAAGUAGCUUGAUUGCUGUAUGAUGUGCAAAAUGGAGUUUUGAUAUGAGAACUAUGUGUAAACGUUGUUAUUUGAAGAUAAGACAAUCUGUAAAUGCUGAUCCUGCUGUGCAGAAAUGAUUUUUUUUAUUCAACUGACUUUGAUACUAUUUUGAUAAAUUUUUAUAAAAACUAAAAAUAUCAUCCAA